AUGAGCGUACCUCCAAUUACAGCGUUACCUUCACUGGUAACGCUCGAUCCGAGCGGUCUGGUUUCCAGUACCGCGUACACCGAUGUCCAACGGGCUUCAAAUGGUACGACGAGUGCAGACGAGUACAAUCUCGGCUUGAGGAGGAGUACCGAUGCAAUGGAAGGCAAAGAAACAAGCGCACCAUCAUCGCUACUAUUGCCAGCCACUUCACCUCUCCUAGCAUCGUACAGUUCCCCGGGAAAGAAACCAGUCCAUUCAAAUGGGGCCUCCCACACUCACAUCGCUUCCGGAACGUCGGAGUCGCUCCGGCCGAAAGGACACUACCGUUCGUCUUCGCUCGAAAACAACCCAUUCCAUCCGCACGGCAGCAAGCCCAUGGUUGGGCUUAACAUCGCUCAGGCCAGUUUCACUGGUACGUUGAAAUCUCGCCGUGAGCAAAAGCGGAUAUCCGACUUCCUCAACAAGCAAUCAUCGGGCUACGGGGCUGGUUCUAGCGGUGCCAGUUCGUUAACGCUCAUCUCCACAUCGCGGGAGCCACAGUCCGAAAGCAGUCUGCGGAAGGCACACUUCGAAAACAUCCGUGAGAUAUUCGAGAAAAACAAUAGCAAAAAUGCCGCAGCACAACAGCAGCAACUUAAUUUGAAAUCGACGAAACUGGUGGGCCACCAGAUCAACACAACGGCAGCGGCAAUGAUGGCGGCCAAUGUUGCAACGGCCAGCGAACUUGCCAGUCACGGUGGUAGUGCAUCUACGCUAGGAAUACCGAUCGAUGAUAAACCGCCGAAAAUACAAUCCUGUAGCGGUAUUCUAGGGAAGGGCAAACAAGUGAUCCGUCCGAUUGCCUUCAAACCAGUUCCUUACAAAUGUAACACACCAAAUUAUGGUGCCCCAAUCGGUGGUCGCCUGACGGAGCUUAGCGAUCGGUACGGUUCAACGCCGUCGCUUGGUCCUACAAUGAGCCUGCAGUACAAAUUCGGAAGCACCACCGAUCUGCACCAUCUGCAACAGCAGGGCAGCAGCGGAAGUAAUGGCGCAACACCGAUCGCGUCCGUGGGACCGUGCUCUAGUAACGGAUCGAUGGGAUCCACGUUCGGAACGAUUGGUGGCAGUAUGAUGAGCAACAGUUACCACCAACAUUAUCACCAUCAAUAUAAUAGUACUUUAAUGCGUAAAGGAUCAUCCAUUCCCUUCAAAACGUACGAUAGUUUAGAGUCUAUUCUGAAGCUGCCGGAUAGCAUGGUCGCGUCCUAUCCGAAUCCCAGCCACAGCCUGUACCACCAACAGGAUAUUCUCGAUAUGGCACCGUCACCAUCGGAUUCGGGCAUAUCCGAACUAGAAGCAGCAUUGCGCGAUCGCGAUUCCGAGCUAGCCUACCUUCGGCAAACAAUGGAGCACAAUGAACAAGUAAUAUUCAAAGUUCAUCAGGACAAAGAAAAACACUGGGAGCAGGAACUGAACCGAUUGAAAGCGAUCCACGAAAGCCGCUUGAGAGCUGGAGCACAAAAGGUACACAAACUCGAACAGUUGCUCAUGAUGCAAACGUUUCAGCUGCGCCAGGACAAGAAACGUCUGCAAGAGGACAACGCUCGACUGCAAACGGGCAUGGUACAAGCGAAGGAUCAAACCGAACAGCAUAAAUUAGAACUGGAACAACUGCAACACAGCGCGAAGGAGCUGAAAGACCAAAAUGGAGAUUUGUUAGAUGAAAUUCAGAUGUUGCGAAGAAUAAUUAGUGAUCUGAAGGAGCGUCUAGAAGAGAGCGAAUGGAACCUGUGCCAAAAGAAUGGCGAAGUGGCACUGAUGAAAUCUCAACUCAAGGAUGCACAGACCGAAAUAUCCACGAAAGAUCAGGAAAUAGUGCAGCUCAAAGCGGACAUGAAGCUGCAAAAUUACGACGACAUUAGCAUAAAGAAGUCGGAGAUAAAGAAGGAGCUUGAUUUCGAUCUGGAAAUUUCACAACUGAAUCGCAUUGUUAUUUUCAAAGAUCAGAUCAUUGUGCUGAUGAAUAACGAAAUACAAAAGUUACGCAAGGAACUGUCUGAUAUUUCGCUAUUGCGAGGCUAUGAAGGUGCACCGACGGGUCGGUACACGCGAUACAAAAAGAAGCUGGAGCUCGUUGCACAAAAGUUCGAGGAGUCUGAUCGUCGCAACGAUAGCAACAACAACAAUCAGCUCACAAAUAGCAAUAGCAGUAGUAACACACCAACUGAGUCUCCUUAUGUGGAGAACAUCGCAAUGAGCAAUGUGACUUCCCCGUCGACAGUGAUCUCCAGCAGUGAAAUCAUAAAGAAUUAUUUCAAUAGCAAAUCCGAGAUGAACAAGAAACUGUUCCUCAGUUCGCAGAUCUGUAACUACUCCGAUGAAGACAAGUCAAACAUAAUCGAUGCGUACGGAAGUGGUAAACAGGUCGACAUGACUGACAUCACGCUUGAUCUGAGCAGUCUGCUGCCGAGCUCGUUGACAGCAAUGGCCCAAACGCCAAUUGAGGAAAUAACGGUCACCCCUGCUGAUAGCUACCACCAACACAGCUCAUCAGACGAUGAUUACAAAUCCAUGACACCGACACAGGAAGAGCCUGAUCACGAGGAAAAACCGAAGGUUUCGGCACAAACCAUCGAAACACCGCCUCUUAAAGAAGGUAAACGCCAAACACAGAGCAGUGAUGAACUGGACCGACUCAACCGCGAACUAGAGUCCUGCCGGGAAUGUUUUGAACAAGAGAGAUCGAAAUGGGCGGAAGAAAAGGAAAAGGUCCUCAUCUACCAGCGUCAGUUGCAGAAAAAUUACGUCGAAAUGUGCAAACGUACACAGCAGCUGGAAGAGCAGCUUAAGACUAUACAACUAGAACAAGAGAUAUCGAACAAAUGCAACAUGCAUGAUGUUUGUCGUUCAGAACAGCAAAUUAGAGUUUGA
Messenger RNA from Anopheles marshallii, 2913 nucleotides. Its product is annotated as leucine zipper putative tumor suppressor 2 homolog. Lineage: Eukaryota; Metazoa; Arthropoda; Insecta; Diptera; Culicidae. The transcript has 9 exons. Bases 1 to 2913 code for a protein of 970 amino acids. The record is from RefSeq and is a predicted model, not a curated record.